UGAUUAAAUCUUAUAAAGAUCUCAUCUUUCUAUGUAAACAACAUAUUUUCAUUUUUUUUCACACCAAAAAAUCAUCAACAAGUACAACUUUACUUGACAAAUAUAAAAAUGUCAUUAAAUAUACGGCCAUUGUUUGGCUAUCCAUUUCAAGGUCAAGGAAGAGUAAAUCAAUUGGGUGGUGUAUUCAUAAAUGGUCGUCCAUUACCGAAUCAUGUACGAUUAAAAAUUGUUGAAUUAGCUGCAGCCGGUGUACGUCCAUGUGUUAUAUCAAGACAAUUACGUGUAUCACAUGGUUGUGUAUCAAAAAUAUUGAAUCGUUAUCAGGAAACCGGAUCAAUAAGACCCGGUGUAAUUGGCGGUUCAAAACCACGUGUUGCAACACCUGAUAUUGAAAAAAGAAUAGAAGAAUAUCGUAAAGAUAAUCCAGGUAUCUUUUCAUGGGAGAUACGUGAUCGUUUAAUAAAAGAAGGUUUAUGUGAUCGUACAACAGCACCAUCAGUAUCAUCAAUUACAGAUGAUUCGGGCAGUGAAUCCAGUGAUGUUGAACCAGGUUUAACAUUAAAACGUAAACAACGUCGUUCCCGAACAACAUUUACAGCACAUCAAUUGGAUGAAUUGGAAAAAGCAUUUGAACGUACACAAUAUCCAGAUAUUUAUACACGUGAAGAAUUAGCACAACGUACUAAAUUAACUGAAGCACGUGUUCAGGUUUGGUUUAGUAAUCGUCGUGCAAGAUGGCGUAAACAGAUGGGCAGUCAACAAUUGAAUGGUUUUUCGGCUGCAUUAGCAUCAUUACCGGCAAUGCAUGCAGCGGCUGCUUAUACAGCACAAACAGCAGCAGCAGCAGCAGCAACAAAUUCAUAUUUAUUAGCAGCUGCCCAACAUCAUCAUCAUCAUCAUCAACAACAACAACAAGCAUCAUCUACAGCAUCAACAUCAUCGGAAAAUGCCGCCACUGCCGCAUCCAAUACAACAUCAUCUUCAUCAUCAUCAUUGGCUUCUUUAGCCAAUUCAAAUAAUAAUAAUAAUAAUCAAAAUAAUCAACAAAAUUCACAAUAUCAAACUUCGCAAGAUUGUAGCAAUAUACAACCGAAUACAUCUUUAAAUCAUCAUCAUCAUCCUCAUCAUUCAUCAAUGCAUCAUACAAUGCCUUUCAAUUAUCCGCAUCCGCAUCAUUCAAAUCAAAAUCAUAUUCAUCAUAAUAAUAAUCAUUCUAAUCAUACAAAUCAUCCUAAUCAUUCAACAUCGCAACAUUAUCCAAAUACAAAUAUGAAUGUAAAUUUUUCUUCAAAUCAUCAUCCACCGAUACAUCCGAUGCAUUCACAUCAACAUCAUACAGCGAUGAAUGUUUCAAAUUCUUCAAAUAUAAAUGUUCAUCAUUCUUCGAAUCAACAUCAAUCAUCAACACAUUCGUCUAUACAUCAUAGUAGUAGUGUACAACAUCCUACGAAUGUUUUAAAUCAUGAUCAUCCACAUCAUUCGAAUCAUUCAUCGGCAACACAACGUUCAUUAGCAGCAGCCGGUUAUUUAUCAGCGGUUACUGGAUCAACUGAUCCAACAGCAUCAUAUGUUGCUGCAUCAGCAUCUGUUGCAUUACAAUCACAGGUGUUAAACAUGUUGAACAAUACAACAAAUUCAAUAAAUUCAAUUACCAAUGAUUAUGCUGUUUCAUUGACACAACAACAACAACAGCAAUCAUUAUCAUCACCAUCAUCAUCCGGUACGGCUACUGUAGCUACUACUACUGCUGCUGCUGCUAUUUCCCCGUCAACAACACCGGCUAAUAGCAAUAAUAAUAAUGAUAAUUUGGAACAUUCAAACGGAAAUGUAUUCAAACAAAAUAGUGGCAAUAAUAAUAAUAAUAAUAAUAAUUCAAUUAUCAAUGAUAAAUUAAUAUCACCUCAGCAACCGCAACAACAACAACAACAUUGGUCAACUACAACUGAUCAAAUGUUAAUGAUGGAUUCAAUUAUAACAAAUCCUGCAGCAGCAGCUGCUGCUGCUGCUGUUCAUCAUCCAAUUGCUUCCGGUAUACAUACUGGUCACCAUCAUCAUAAUCCACAUUCACAUCAUUCAAGUGCUGCUAUUCAUCAUUCUGUUCAUCCAAAUCAUCAUCAUCAUCAUCAUCAUUCGCAUCACCAAAGUUCUACAACGACAACAACUUCAAAUGUUGCGGCUGCAGCGGCAGCCGCAGCAGCAGCUGCCGCUGCUGCUGCUUCCGAUCCAUUUGGUUUUGUUACCGCUGCCAAUCAUCAUGCUGCUGCCGAUGCAUUAACCAAAUCAUCAUUUUAUUAUGCAUCACAAUUUGGUGGUGGUAUACGUGGCCUUAGUUUGUAA
This is a messenger RNA of Dermatophagoides pteronyssinus (European house dust mite), 2337 nucleotides long. RefSeq lists its product as uncharacterized. Gene Ontology annotation, molecular function: RNA polymerase II cis-regulatory region sequence-specific DNA binding; DNA-binding transcription factor activity, RNA polymerase II-specific. The record is from RefSeq and is a predicted model, not a curated record. Gene Ontology annotation, biological process: regulation of transcription by RNA polymerase II; anatomical structure development. NCBI's taxonomy places the organism in Eukaryota, Metazoa, Arthropoda, Arachnida, Sarcoptiformes, Pyroglyphidae.